AUGGUUUCUAUGGACUUAGAGAAGCUAGCUCAUGUUUUAAGAAGCAUUUUGGCAACUCGAAAAGUACUUAUGACUUCUACUACAUCUUUUUUAAUGUAUUCGGGUCUUAAAGCCCCGCCCCGUGUGAUACAUAUGCAUCUUAGAAACCGCAACAUGUUGCUUCCCGUGUCUAGAAGUACUACUAUUUCCUUCAAACCAAUAUCGAUGAUGCUAAAAAACGAGUCAGAGGCGAUGCUCAAAAAAGAGACAGAGCUUCAAACUAAGGUUUUGGAUCUUGAUUUAGGAAGAAUGGUUAACAAUGGUUUUGUUUUCCGGCAAAAUAUUCAUAUUAAAUCAUAUGAAGUUGCUCCAGAUGCAACACCGACUAUAGAAACAAUUAUGAAUCAUUUACAGGAAACAUCAGGAAAUCAUUUAAAGGAAGUUGGCAUCUCUAUUGAUGGAUUUGCUACAACCCCGGAAAUGGCUAAAAGGAAUCUGUUUUGGGUGACGUCAAAGAUGCAAGUAGUAGUUGACCGUUAUCCAGUAUGGGGUAAUGUUGUUACAAUCGAUACAUGGAAAGCAGCUCUUGGAAAAAUUGGUUUGUGUUGUAAUUGGACAUUUUCUGAUUCGAAAACUGGUGAAAUAUUAAUUCGAGCAUCAAGUACUUUGGUGUUGGUGAAUAAAGAGACAAGAAAAUUAUCAAAAUUUCCAGAUGAAGUUCGAGCAGAGUUAGAACAAUUCCUUUUCAAUACACCCGCUAUAGUCACACAUGAUAUCAUAAAAUGGUCAAAACAAGCUGAGACCAUUGUUAGCCAUGUACCUUUAAGGGCAACAUAUUGGGAUCUGGAUGUUAACCAACACGUUAACAAUGUAAAACAUAGUCGAUGGAUCCUUGAGAGUGUUCCAAAGUCUAUUAUAGAAAACUAUGAGCUUGCUAGUAUGGCAUUACAAUAUUGUCAUGAAUGUAAGGAGGAUAGCAUAAUAGAGUCACACACUUCUGUUACUGUGGACGACAAUAUCAACGAUUGUAACACUUUUGUGUGCGACCACCUACUUCUACUUGAGAAUGCACCGGGAUGUAACGAGAUCACCAAAGGAAGGACUAGAUGGCGCAGAAAGUAUGAAAAAAUAUCCGAAUACCAUAACGUUGGUCCCUCCCCAAAUGGAAACGGAGGGGUAUAA
This is a messenger RNA of Erigeron canadensis, 1161 nucleotides long. Its product is annotated as palmitoyl-acyl carrier protein thioesterase, chloroplastic-like. The record is from RefSeq and is a predicted model, not a curated record. NCBI's taxonomy places the organism in Eukaryota, Viridiplantae, Streptophyta, Magnoliopsida, Asterales, Asteraceae. Gene Ontology annotation, molecular function: acyl carrier activity; fatty acyl-[ACP] hydrolase activity. Gene Ontology annotation, biological process: fatty acid biosynthetic process. The transcript has 6 exons. Bases 1 to 1161 code for a protein of 386 amino acids.